Bombus terrestris (buff-tailed bumblebee) is the source of this 691-nucleotide messenger RNA. RefSeq lists its product as uncharacterized. Lineage: Eukaryota; Metazoa; Arthropoda; Insecta; Hymenoptera; Apidae. The coding region runs from base 1 to 597 and encodes 198 amino acids. The transcript has 5 exons. The record is from RefSeq and is a predicted model, not a curated record.
AUGAAAUGCGGAACACAGUCGUACGUGGCUACGUGGUGCCCUGUGUGCGACAAACGAGUAAGCAACAGAGGAAAAGACACGAGCGGGCUCCUUGCGCACAUUCGUAAAUCUCAUCCGAAACGUUCUAAUCAAUAUUUAAUUCAGAAAACAGGGGAAUCAAAAGUGACACCUAAACAAACAUCAGCUUCGAAGUGUAUCGAUACCACGGAUUCCAAUACUAGGAAGACCGAACAGCGAAAAAUUUAUGCCACUCGUGUGGACACGUGGAAGUCGCACGACGAGAAGAAGCUUUGCCCUCGAUGUCAAAAGGAAGCAAUACCGACCCUUCAUGCUCGGGGAGACAAGUUGACGACCUCGCAUAUUGGAGCCUUAUGUCUUUUAGGGUGUUGGCCGCUCUGCUUCGUACCAUUGAUAAUGAAACGCUCGAAGAAGGUUCGCAUGAUCUGCCCUCUGUGCGGAUACACGUACGGCAGCUUUCAGUAUAACAAUACCGGGUUAGCACCAUGCAAAACAGAUUCUGAAGACUCGCAAGCACGACUUUCAUCCCCGCCGAGAAGCUUCCGUUUGUACACGGCGAAACAGAAAUAUAAAAAUUGAUGGCAAAUGUGUAUUCCCAUGAAAAAUUCGUGUAUGAAAAUAUAUAUUGUAAUUAUAUGAAAUAAUCCUUUUUCUAAUAAACAGACUGCGGAUG